AUCAGUUAGAAAUCAAUAGACAAAGAUGCGGGAAACAACCGGUUCGCUCAUGGGAAAAGAUGAAAAAAUUGCUGAAGGCAAGAUUCUUACCACCAAACUACGAACAAACUUUAUACAAUCAGUACCAAAACUGCCGCCAAGGUGUCCGGACAGUAGCUGAGUACAUUGAAGAAUUCCACCGCCUGAGUGCAAGAACAAACCUAAGCGAAAAUGAACAGCACCAGGUUGCAAGAUUUGUGGGAGGCCUUCGAUUCGACAUCAAGGAAAAGGUCAGACUACAACCAUUCCGUUUCCUGUCUGAAGCAAUAUCAUUUGCAGAAACGGUAGAGGAGAUGAUUGCAAUUCGAUCCAAGAAUCUAAAUAGAAGAUCAGCAUGGGAAACAAAUUCGACAAAAAGCAAAACAAACGACCAACCUUCAACCUCAACAAAAGCAAAAGGGAAAGAGAUUGAUAAUCAAGAAGUAGCCGUUGAAAGAAAGAAAGAACAGACGUUCAAGCCUAGUGGUCAGAACAACUACUCCCGCCCGUCAUUAGGAAAAUGCUUCCGAUGUGGCCAAACUGGCCACCUGUCCAACAACUGUCCGCAAAGAAAAACCAUUGCAAUAGCCGAAGAUGGAGGACAGACAAGUGAAGACAGUAUAGAAGCAGAGGAAGAAACUGAACUGAUUGAAGCAGAUGAUGGGGAAAGGGUCUCUUGUGUUAUCCAACGGUUACUAAUUACGCCCAAGGAAGAAAAGAACCUGCAACGCCACUGUCUUUUCAAGACAAGAUGCACCAUAAACGGAAGAGUAUGUGAUGUAAUCAUAGACAACGGCAGCAGUGAAAACUUCGUAGCAAAGAAAUUAGUAACAGUCUUGAAUCUAAAGGCUGAAGCACAUAUGAGUUUCAAUGGAUGGGAAGAAAGGUAGUCUUACUCCCUAUAACGAAAAAGAUUAACGAAGGGUUAAGAGGUGAGAAACAGUUAUUCAUCACUGUUAGUGGGAAAAACAUGCUUAAAGAAAGGGAACAAGACAUCCUAGGACUGGUUGUUAUUGAAAAAACCAAAGAAAAACAGGUUGAAGACAUAGAACCCAAAUUACAGCAGCUCCUUCAUGAGUUCCCUCAUAUAAAGGAUAUCUGGUACAAAUGCUCCAACUUCUUAGACGCUGAUGACUACCACAUUGUUGAAGGAUAUCUAUUUAAAGGAGAACAAUUAUGCAUCCCGCACACCUCACUACGUGAAGCCUUAAUAAAGGAAGCACAUUCUGGAGGGCUAGCUGGACAUUUCGGACAGAAUAAGACAUUGGAGAUCACUUCCAAACGAUACUACUGGCCGCAAAUAAGAAAAGACUCCAAUAAUUUCGUAAAAAGAUGCCCCAUCUGUCAAAGAACCAAAGGCUCCAGCACGAAUGCAGGAUUAUACUCGCCACUACCCAUCCCGACCUCAAUAUGGGAAGAUUUAUCAAUUGACUUCGUGAUUGGAUUACCAAAAACACAAAGACAAUUUGACUCAAUAAUGGUCAUGGUGGACAGAUUCAGCAAAAUGACACAUUUCGUAGCAUGCAAAAAGACAAAUGAUGCAAUCUACAUAGCCAACCUCUUCUUUAAAGAAGUAGUACGACUACAUGGAGUACCUAAAAGCAUAGUAUUAGACAGAGAUGUCAAGUUCCUGAGUCACUUUUGGCGAACACUGUGGAAGAAGUUUGACACAACACUGAAAUUCAGCACCACAGCCCACCCACAGACAGAUGGACAAACUGAAGUAACAAACAGGACCCUCGGUAAUCUGCUACGCUGCCUUAGCGGGUCAAAACCAAAACAAUGGGAUCUAGCAUUAGCUCAAGCUGAAUUCGCCUUCAAUAAUAUGAAGAACAGAUCAACAGGAAAGUCCCCCUUCGAAGUAGUUUAUACCAAACUACCACGAUUAACCUUUGAUCUCACUACACUCCCCACAACCGUGGAUCUCAACAACGAAGCAGAAUGCAUGGCAGAAAAUAUCAAAAAACUACACAAGGAAGUCCAUGAUCAUCUUAUACAGACAACAGACUCCUACAAAAAGGCAGCAGA
Molecule: messenger RNA, 2046 nt
Organism: Cucumis sativus (cucumber)
Lineage: Eukaryota; Viridiplantae; Streptophyta; Magnoliopsida; Cucurbitales; Cucurbitaceae
Exons: 2
Coding region: 60-908 (282 amino acids)
Molecular function (GO): zinc ion binding; nucleic acid binding
Source: RefSeq, a predicted model, not a curated record